Molecule: messenger RNA, 9159 nt
Organism: Hermetia illucens (black soldier fly)
Lineage: Eukaryota; Metazoa; Arthropoda; Insecta; Diptera; Stratiomyidae
Exons: 5
Coding region: 294-8456 (2720 amino acids)
Source: RefSeq, a predicted model, not a curated record
UUCAACGCCGGUGAGUGACGACUUAGGCCUUGUGGUAGGGACCGGGUGAAUGGGAAAUUGUUUGACCGCGAAGUUGUCAUUUAUUGUUUUGUGUUCGCGGGAUAGCUUGCCCUCGGAGACUUGGCCGCGUCCAAGUGAGCGCGAUCAGCGUCGGGUCGCAGGUCUAGGUCAGCUCCCAUGAGCUAGACCGCGGCUGAUCAGUCGCGCUUUAUUUACUAUUCGCGUUUAAUUUCGGGUUCUAUUUAGUGUCAACGUGAGAAGUUACUUUAUGUGUAUAGAAAACCGCUAAGAGGAUGGCGGAUAAAUCUAGUCCUAGUUCUAGCGGUGAUAGAAUCAAUGUAAUGAAGACGGGCGAAGGUCCGUCCGGUCAGGAAGCAUCGAAGGGUGAUUGCCUUCGUGGGAAUUGUGCAACGGCAAGCGAUGCUCCCGAAAUGGAUCCUUUACUGGACAUGGAGUAUUGCUCGAAGGAUAUGUGCACUUGUUUCGACCAUGCAGGUGGUGAAGAGCGCGCUCUAGACGCCAUCACAUUCGUACCAAACGCUAUUGUUUCCUGUCCUAAUGCUUCGGGCAGCAAUGAAGAAAGCGGUACCAAGGAUGGUAUGAAACCGAUAAGUAGGAAGAUUUUCCUGCUCAAGGAGUACAAGGAAGCCAUUAUAAAUUUGUGUUACAACAAACUUGACUAUUCUUCACGUAUUGACAAACUACAUAUUGCCUGGCAAUGUGCAACAAUUUUAGUUGGCAAUUCAACGGCAGAAGCUUGUAAAAAUCUUCUCUAUUGGGUAUUACGACAUACAUUACAUCUAAUGCUAGUUGGUGAAUGGACAACAUUACCAACUGAAAAACGUAACGAAAUACGAACUAAUAUUCUACAAGCUCUACCGAAAAUUCAAAAUUCACCAAACUCAGCUAAUCGUUGUGAAUAUAUCCUGCAACAUUUUGAUAAUCCUUGGGGCGAUAAGCGUUUAUUGACGGUUUUACAUGGUGAUGCUCGGCUGCUAACGAAAAAUGAUUUAGACUAUCUUACAGCCGAGCGUGGUUGUAUGAUAGUUCUUCGUUUGCAAAAGCUAUGUGAAACCAAGUGUGAUGAUGUAGCCUUCACACUAUGCUCAAAAGCACUUCUAGCUCUGCGUAGUGUUGGUGAAAAUCAUGAAUUACGAAAAUCCACAUCAAUAGGACAUAUAUACUUCAUUUUCGACAUCUAUCUUUGUCUUGUACAUAAAUAUAUCGGUGUUAAUAAGUUCAUCGAAGAGGUUAAGCGUCUAGGACUCUACGAUGCACUGUUACUAAUACGGCGUAAUAUCAACAUGGACACAGAGAGUUCACGCUUAUUCAAAUUCCGAGCUAAAGUUGCAAAACUAUCGGCAAACAUUACUAUAGCAACAAUUAUGGUUGAUUGUCUAAAUUCAAACAAUCAACACUUCUACUGUGCAAUACUCAAGGAGUGGUUAAAGAUGCAUCAAAAGGUUCCCGUACGGAAAUUCAGAGUGAUUGCCCGAAAACUAUUCUCCUCUGCUUGUUCACAGAAACAUUUGCAUUUAGCGUGUCACAUAAUCAAAGAAAUGAAAGUGCCAGAGUGGAGGGAAUUGCUACUAGAACUCUACGUACGAGUCAUUACAGGCGAUUUGAACGAACUGGAGUUGCUGAAAAGUGAAAAGAGUUGCUCAGUCGAAGUGAUUAUCGAGAACGAAGUCACAUUAUCGCAUCGUUAUUUGCAAAUUGCUGAUCUCUUGCAAAUUCAUCAUCCAUAUCUAACCCAUGAGUGUAUUUUAACUGCUUUUUCUUUGAAUCCAACUCCUGAAAACUAUAAUAUUGUUAAAUGUGUAGCGUUAACUAAACAAUGGGAAGCGGUCGAGAAUCCAGAUUUAGGCAAUGCAGGUAGUACUCUAAACAGUAAUAAUCAGUCAGAAUCUCAUUCAACUGAUUCAAAAGUGGGUAGCAUAAUUAAAACCACCAUAUCAACAACAACCACAACAACAGUAACCAUAUCCAACUCCCUUGUUACCACCACUAGCACGAAAACAUGCCAAUCUAAUAUAACAGCUUCAACCAAAAUUCCAGAAUCUACCUCAAACUUUACAGAUAAAGUAACAGGAAAUUCUGAAGAUUCCAACUCCUCUUCGACCCUUCACGUAUUGCAUUCCAUUACGGGUAGCAAUAAGAUCCUUGAAAAUCCUAGUUAUGAUGCUCUUGCAGCUCCUAAUCUUAUUCUCGAUUCAAUCGAAACUAUCGAUUUACCUGAUCACAUACGUAUAGAUCUUUCCGUGCUGCUCAGUUCACCACGUGUUAAAUUUCUAUCUUGGUUACAGUCCUGGCCUGAAUUGGAAAGUAAUUGCCAGCGACUUUUAAAACCAGGCGGAAAAUUAGAGAUAGUCAGACAGGGUUUAGCUAUAGCAAAUGAUCAUUUACAAUAUUUAAAUUUAGAUUACGAUCAAUUCCGCAAUUUACCAGAAUCAGAUGGUCCAGGUAUCGAGAAAGGAUACGAAAUAUUUGCAGAUUCUGAUGAAGAAAUGUCGAAUGCUGAAUCCGAUUAUGAGGUAAGUGACGAUAACACUACUAGACGUAAGAAGCCUGGAAGAAAACCUAAACAUCCCAGAGUGAAAUCCCCGUCUUUGGAGAAACAACCCCGGCACAUGAAUUUACAAAGAGAAUAUAAACGAAGUUACAAUAAAUCGAUGCGAGAUCCUCUUAGCGAUACCUUGUGCUCGACAUUUGCUCAAGCCUUGCAACAUGAUCCGAAAUUGAUUUCUCCUUUCAAUGACUUCCUAUUACGACAUCUCUCACAACAAUCUGGUGAAAGUCCUCCGGAUUCUGCAAGUGAACUUGACGCACUUUUCCGAGUGUUUUAUAUUCAACAACUACAAGCGCAAUUGCAGCUAUCCUCAUCGUACACAGCUGCAUUGCAACAGCAAGUCACACCCUCUCAUCAAGGGAGCGCAAUCCGUUUCAAACAGAGGCAAUCUGCCACCCCGAAUCAAAAAGAUAUUCGAAAGCGAUCUUCACAAGUCUAUACCCCAUCACCUAUAGUACCUUCAACAAGCCAACAACACCCUCUUGCGCCAACGUCUUUAGCACGCCAACAAGCGAAUGCUCGAGGAUUUCCAAAUCAGUUACCUUUACUUUCUCAGAAAUCACUGUUGAAUCCUACUCAGAAAACAAUGUCGUAUGGAAGUCAGUUAACCAUUACUCCCUCAACCCAAAAUAUGCCAUCCACCUCGUCGUUAAGUCGCUUGAAUUUUGCCAAGCGUUCAUAUAGCCAAAUAGCUACUCAAGAGCCAGGUCCGUCAAAGAUCGAAAGGAGUCGACUAGUAGAGGAAUCAUUGAAAAGGAAGCCGGGCGAGAAUUCAACAUCAACGAGUGAAUUGUUACAUCCACAAACAGGAGGGACUAUAUCCAAAUUGACGUCGAUUGUACAAAGUUCAGAUUCUCUUCCUCGUUCAAUUCCACAGAAACAACCUUCAGGCACCGGCAGUAAUCGGGUAUCGACCGAUGAUUCAAAUAGGUUCCAAUCCAACGUGAAGCAAUCCGGCAAUCAAGUGCGCUCUUCCCUUGCUUACGUUUCGGCCGGUGUGGCAGCAGCUCCAUUGACAACCACUACUACCGCUUUGCCCUCUACCCCUAAAUUGGCUCUAUCUACUCUAUUGAGUUCAGGUCGAUGGGUGCAACAGCCAGCUUCCGAAUUGAAACUUUCUAGCAAUGGAAAACCAACAUUUGUGUCAACUCAGUCAAUCACUGCAGGCAAUACCAACAGCGGGAUUAUAUACCCUCCUAUUGACCCGAAGAAAGUAUUCUAUGUCGAGAGGAUCAUUCCCGCAUCAAAGCGCAGUUUAUUGGGCUCCUCUGUUGAAAUAAAAGAUAUUUCAAAGUUGACAAUGCGGACGGCAACUUCGUCCAAUGAAAGUAAUAUUGUGAUAUCGAGUGGAAGCGCUCCAAUUUCAGCGGAAUUAUCAACCCAAAAAGAUGUAAAACUGGCACCACAUGUAAGUCCAAACGUCCCAGCUAUUGUUCCGGGAGCAUCUACCAGUAAACAUGACUCAUAUGAACCAUCCAUUAGUCAACCAGUGGGCCUUGAUCUAUUUAAAGCCUCUACUAGUUCGUCAAACUUAACUGGCUUAAUAUUUGAUAGACAUAAUCAAACAAAACCAAAUGAUCUCCCAGUUGCCGUACAAACAGUUACUGUUCAAGAGCCAACGGUAAACCAAUUGGUUCCUAAAAUAGUGGUAGACGAAAUCGAGAUUUCUGAUAGUUGUAGUACCACUGAUUCUGCAUUAACAAUCGAAGACAUGCAGCCCUUUGAGCCAAAAAGAAGCAAGCUUACGUCGGAUCCUAUGCUUUCUGACGAGAGUGCAUGUCAAGUGGUAUUCGAAGACGAGGUUGGACAGCGUCAAGUAGGUGUGGAUAAUUGUGAUAGUCAGGAUGCUAGCAGUACAUUGGCCGCUGACAAAGUAGAUGACGCACACAGUUCAUUGGAAAACAGUGGUGAGAUUCAAGUACGUCAAAUUGAAGAUAUCCUCGAAUCGGAUAAGUCGAAUGAUAAUCAUGGCGAGGAAUCAAAAACUUGUGACUCAACUCAGGACGAGAAGAAAGAAAAGGAUCGUAAUGAGGAUGAAUUAAAUGCUGACGGAAAAGUUACUGAGGAGAAUACCAAACUCUAUCAAGUAGUUUCUGAGGCUGACACAUCUGCAGAACAACCACAAACAUCGCUUGAAUUGAAUAUUCCUUUCAGUCUUGUGCCACAAGUUUCAGAUUCACAAACUCUGCAAACUUCCAAGGCUGAUAAUCAAUUUUUGACUGUGAUUAAAAAUAGUGUAGUCCUUGAGGAUGAUGCGUUCGUGACCCCUCCUGAGGGCGAUUCCUUCGGGGCCAUUCCUGAAACUGAUCCGUUCAUGGUCGCUCCUGAAGGUGAUCCUUUCGUAGCCGCUAAUGAAGGUGAGAUUUCCGUAGCUGCUCCUGGAGCUGACUCUUCCGUAACCGCUCCUGAAGCUGACUCUUCCGUAAUCGCACCUGAAGGCGAUUCCUUCAUUGCUGAUCCUGAAGGCGAUUCCUCCGUUGCUGAUCCUGAAGGCGAUUCCUUCGUUGCUGAUCCUGAAGGCGAUUCCUUUGUUGCUGAUCCUGAAGGCGAUUCCUUCGUUGCUGAUCCUGAAGGCGAUUCCUUCGUUGCUGAUCCUGAAGGCGAUUCCUUCGUUGCUGAUCCUGAAGGCGAUUCCUUCGUUGCUGAUCCUGAAGGCGAUUCCUUCGUUGCUGAUCCUGAAGGCGAUUCCUUUGUUGUUGAUCCUGAAGGCGAUUCCUUCGUUGCUGAUCCUGAAGGCGAUUCCUUCGUUGCUGAUCCUGAAGGCGAUUCCUUCGUUGCUGAUCCUGAAGGCGAUUCCUUCGUUGCUGAUCCUGAAGGCGAUUCCUUCGUUGCUGAUCCUGAAGGCGAUUCCUUUGUUGCUGAUCCUGAAGGCGAUUCCUUCGUUGCUGACCCUGAAGGUGAUUCCUUCGUUGCUGAUCCUGAAGGGGACUCCUUCCUGGCUGCUCCUGAAGAAGAUUCCAUUGUGGCCGGGAGUGCAACCUCUGAAAACAAUGAACAUACGAUUGAGUUUCCAGAAGGUCAAAAUAACGUCCUUCAAGAAAGUGAAGAAAAGCAGGAUUCUGACGUUAAUGAAGAUAAACUUGUUGUUAAGACUAAAAGCAUUCCGGAAGAAGUAGAACGUCACACAGAUGAGGUUUUGGAAGAUGAUGAAGUAGUUCCAAUUAGUACUUCGGGAGUAGCACCAGUGGUGAAUUUGGAAUCUCUUUCGGACGUUGAUUCCAUUGAGGUAAUUGAUUACGUGGAGGAUAUUUCAACUUUCCCAAAGGAAGCAUCUUGCCAGGAUUUGGAUUCACCUAUGGACAACACUGAACAUGACUCGGAUUCAAAAUGCGACUCAGCCGGUGUAAGCGGUGCUCAAAUUAAUGACAUUCCCGGAGAGAGCAUGGAAGAUUCAUCCAUGCCCAUUUUAGAAAUAGCUGAAGCCACAGGACAGGAGGAAACUAAGACUAAUGCAAACAGUUUUAAACAUUCAACAGUUCCUUACUUAGAGCCGUCCUCACAGUCAUCAACUGAUGAUAUUGAAAUUAGUUCACAAAAUGUUGGGCAAGAAUUUACUCCCGAACCUGUUUCCUCAACGUCACAAGCUCAAAAAUUUAAUCAAAUUGAGGAUAACGCAUCUUUAAUGCCACCCCCAUUGGACCCCAUAGUUGCGGUGGAUUCAGAUACCGAUACAGAAAUGGACGAUACCGACAAUGAUGACGUUAAUCCAGGCAGUGGCAAACGUACUGAUCAUGGAGGACAUACCGAUACUGAUACCGAUUCUAGCGAAAGUCGAGAUCUUGUGGUGCAGGUACCACGACGAACCUACUCCAGAAUCUCAGGAGCUGGUGAAUGUUCGAAUUUAUCUCCACAAAAUCAAUCUGAUCAGCGUUCGUCGUCUAUUCAAAAUAAUGGUUCCGAUCAACAGCGAAAACAGACCGGGCAUCAGAAGAAAGGAUCUAAAGGGGCUAAUCUGAACUUUCGUCAGGAAUCCAAUGACACUGUUUCUGAAGGAUAUCUCUCUGAUUUUGAAUGUGCGGCAGCUAGUACGGUGGAUCCAAAUAUCACUAACGAUGCAUCUUCAAGCUAUUCACUAUGUGCAUCGAUAUUGAAAGACUUUGCAACAGAUAGCUCAGAUGAAAGUGAGCUUACAGUUCAGAUUCCUACUAGAACUUAUGGUCAGUUGAAUUCUUCGAGUUUUAUUAAGAGGCGGAGUGCUUUUCAGCAAACAACUAAGGCUCUAGUAAGCGACAAAAAGAAUUGUGAUAUGUUUGAGGAAAAGGGCAAACCAUGGAUUGAUUCUCAGGAACGAUGGCAGCAGCGACGAGAGAAGGAAAAAUACGAAAGCUCCUCGUCAGAAGAUGAGGACGAUUUCGGAUUCGGUUUAAGUCAAUCAAAUUGCAAUUGUAGCCAUGAAAAACCCCUGUCUCUACCCCAGUUUGCCGCGUCAACAUCGAGUGAUCAAAGUCACGUAAAGAAGGAACCGAAAAUAAUAGAGCCCAAACAACAAACCUCUGCGAAACGAGGAGUUUUUGAAUUUUACAUAAACACGUAUCCUAGUGGAAAGUCAUCAUACUCGAAUUUUUCGAUACCAUCCAAAGAAACCGAUCCAGGAUCGAGUGCUACUCCCAAAACUGGGGGGAUGAAAUAUCAUCCGCAGCUGAGAGACGUUAAUCUAUUUACAAAUAAUCAAACAGACUUGACUAAAUCAACCAAAGGGGGGCAGUCUACCCGAGUAGGAUCCAAGUUAGCCAAACCAAACUCAGGUGUACCAAAUUCCCUGUGCCAUACAUCCAAAUGGGUAGCAGAGAAAUUUCGUCGCUACCAAAAAUCUCUGAAAUAUUCAUUCAAAGCCAGUCCUACAGAUAUUAAAAGAAUGACUAGUGCAAAAGUUGUCGUUCAACCGCUCACCAACGAGACCCUGCUCAAGCAUAAUCAAACAGUUAAGAUUGAUGGUUGCUUGGUACAAUUGCCAAAAAUCCAAUUAAAACGACUGAGGACCUGCCAUAGUCCUAUUUCUUUCCAGUGCUGUUGCGAGUGUGCCAUAAAAGAUGUUGAAUGUCGAAAUGGUGCCCAGAACGAUAGUGUAUUGUAUGUGCCCCCGAAUAAAAAGGUUAAAAUUAAUGGACCACCGGGCAGAAAGGAUAAUUCUACCUUUCGUCCUAUCAAUGUCCACUCGGCCAUGUUGCUUAUUAAUCCUAAACGGGCAAUUGUAAGAUUGCCUCACAUUCCGCUUGGGCUGACUUCCGGAUCAGUUCCAAAAAACGUCCAGCUUGCACCCAAUGAUUUCCGAUUGGGUUUCCCAAUGCAGGCAAUCAUUGAGGUGCAAGAGAAACUAAAUGAAACUAUCUAUUUUGAAAGGAUCCUUUUUCUAUAUGAUUAUGCUGUGCAGAUUGCUUUGUCAGUCAUACAUGGCCAGGUUGGAAGUUUGGUUUUAAGUCGAUUUGGAUCGGAUUUUCUCCAGCUUCCAAAAAAAUGUGGACUUGAGGUGGUCAUAACAAACAGCAGAUUGACUGUAAAGCGUCCAAUUAAUUUUAUUAUCAGGCGCUUGCCACAGGAUUUCUUUCCUGCAGUUUUAAGUCCUGACCAUUUUCCUGGUGCAAGGCAUUUCACUGUGAUUGAGUUUGGACGUGAAACGAAGCCAGGAUAUCCUAAGGAGUUCAACUGGGCAACCUACUCGGUUGUUCUGUCUAUUUAUUUCGCCCGAGGCAGAUUAUUCAUUAUAUUUUCGUCUGGUAUCGAUAUUGAGGAUCAACCGCAAUAUCCUGCCAAGCAGAAAAUAAUACGCCAGGUUGGAUGCAUCCUUAGCAAUGAUAAUAAGGGCACCGCGGUUAAAAUCAAUAAAAUCAAUAUGGGGCAAAUGUCUGACAAUGUGGAAGCCUAUAGCAACCCAAUACGGUGCUGGUGAAGCAGUGAAAGUUGAUCUCAAUUAAAAUUUCUAGGAAAGGAAGAUAUACGGAUGAAGUGUUGGGAAAUCAUAGAGGUCUAUAGCCCCUCUCCCCCUAUGAAAGAGUGGUUAAUCGACGUGUUUUUUGGAGUUAUCUAUAAUUCAGUACCUUUUAAUAUUUUUCUACUUUUAGUUUUCGAUUGAGCUUUCUAUGCUCAUGACAGUAUCGAGUAUUUGUUCUACUUGCAUAACCUGUCUUUGAAAAUAUUUGUCACCCAUUCCUCUCUCCGAGGUCUUUGACAAAAAAAAGACUGUAAUGAGAAAAGACAUACAAAUUUGCAAUCUGUUACCAUAGUUUGUCCAUUUGGACUGAAUUUUCUUGACCGCCUACCUUUGAAUUUUGGCACUUUUAGUUAUAAUCCUUUAUUAAAAUGAAUUAUUUAAAAAUCUACAAAGAAAAAGAAGAGAAAAUCCAAAAAACAAUCAAUUUUUGAAGUAACACAGGGGAAUCCCCCGAUAAUGCGUACAUCGGUUAUUCGUAUUUUCGGUUAAUUCAUACAAAUUUGCCGCCCCCCAGAGUUGAUUUUCUUUAUUUUGCACUCUGGAUAAUUGGGAAAUCAUCAGUCCCUUGACGAUACGGAUUAUCGGGAUCCUACUGUACACUUCCUUUUCAGCGAUAUAAAACUAUUGUAUAUAGAUUUGAAUAUAACCAUUUCAGUGUAAA